GUGAAGAACAACGGUACUCGUGUGUCAUAUGUUUCUUACUUUCGUUUCGUGUUUCAAGCAUUAAUUGAACAUUGAUUAAAGUUUUAUCGGGAUAGAGAGUAUGGAGAACGGCGAGUGUAGUGCUCUGGCUGCUGUGGAGCUCAUCACAGUUCAUGAUUUCUGCGAGAAGAUUCUGGAGCAGCAGGUUCAUUUUCAUGUGAUGAAGCUGAGCGGAGGAUUUUUCCUCUGGAUCGGUUCGAACCCGGUUCUGUCCAACCUCGCCGUGUCUAUUGACAGUAAAUAUGUGAAUGCAUGGAUGUCUAAUGAGAUCAGUGAUUAUUAUAUUCAUGUCCCAUGGUGUACUCCAAGAUACUUGGGUGCUUACAAGGAUUCAGUGCCUCUGUGUACUCUUGUGCUGGGUGACACAUCAGACACCACACCAAACACUCUUGCACAGAGACUCACAAAGAAGACAAAGAAACAGGUAUUUGUAAGUUACAAUUUACCCGUGACGGACUCUAAUCUCUUACUGCUGGUGGAGAACAGAAUCAAACAGGAGAUGGAACUUCAUCCAGACAAGUUUUAAACAUCUGCUGUUUUACUCGGCACUUUUUUCUACGGUUUUCUUGUACAUAGCUCAAUAAUUUUCGAAGAAAAUUCUACAACUUCAACUAUACAGUAUGUGCAACAAAUAUCACUGGAUUACAACAAUAUUUGGUCAUUUCUGUUUUUUUUUUGUUUUUCAUGACUCCAAUAAAGAGAUUCUUGCAUAUUAGAAGGUCUUGCUGACAUGCAAAACUUGGAAAUAUCAGGGAAUUAUUAAAAUGGAAAUUCAUAUUUCCACAGUGAGUAUCAUUUUAUUCUAGUUACACUCUGUUCAGAGUAUUUCAUGGGCUAGAUAUUGCUCUUUGUGAGUGCAGUCUCUGGAAAAGUUAAAAAAUCCUUAUCCCAUAAUCACAAACCUGGAAAAGUCUUUGAAAGUCAUUUGUCAAAAGUUGUCGUAACUCUUGUAUUAAAAAAAAAAGACCGGGGCCUGCGUGGCUCAGAGAGUAUUGACGCUGACUAUCACCGCUGGAGUCGUGAGUUCGAAUCCAGGGCGUGCUGAGUGACUCCAGCCAGGUCUCCUAAGCAACCAAAUUGGCCCGGUUGCUAGGGAGGGUAGAGUCACAUGGGGUAACCUCCUCGUGGUCACUAUAAUGUGGUUCUCGCUCUCGGUGGGGCGCGUGGUGAGUUGUGCGUGGAUGCCGCGGAGAAUAGCGUGAAGCCUCCACAAGCGCUACGUCUCCACGGUAACACGCUCAAUAAGCCACGUGAUAAGAUGCGUGCAUUGACGGUCUCAGACACGGAGGCAACUGAGAUUCAUCCUCCGC
Myxocyprinus asiaticus (Chinese sucker) is the source of this 1349-nucleotide messenger RNA. It is a transcript of the gene psmg4, whose product is annotated as proteasome (prosome, macropain) assembly chaperone 4. Lineage: Eukaryota; Metazoa; Chordata; Actinopteri; Cypriniformes; Catostomidae. The record is from RefSeq and is a predicted model, not a curated record. The transcript is spliced from 4 exons. Gene Ontology annotation, biological process: proteasome assembly. Bases 101 to 565 code for a protein of 154 amino acids.